UUCUUAAGAAUAAUAUGUUAUGUGUUCUUUGGAAGAGUACAUGCAUUGUGACGAUAUUGUAGUGUCAAAAUGGUCUUAAAAUGCCAAUAAUAUUGUGUAUGGCAAUGCAUUUUGGUGCUAUAUAUCGUACCACAAAAAUUAGAUAUGAUGACAGGCCUAGUUGAUCUUUAUGAACGUGUUUUGAUUGUGCAUGUGUAAUAUAAAUGUGAAUUAUAGAUUUUCCUCUUGAAAACAUUCUUACCUCUCUUUGGCUGUAGGUCUGACUCCAGAUGAACACUGUAUCUUACCCCCCAUUCACACGGGGCAUCAGCGUCAACGCUUCCCCAUCACUUUAAAUGGGUGAUGUCAGGCGUUGCCGAACUGCAUUGUGGAUCCAUUGUCGCCGCUUUAGAGGCGUUGCUCGCUGUAGAAGUUGGGACUUGCUCAACUUUUUAAGCGCCAACGGAAGCGUCAGCCAAUCAGAUCGCUGUAUGCAAAUACACCAGCUAGACAGUGGCCUUUUGGUGACUGAAUUUCAUUGGCUGACGCUGCUAUGACGAUCGCUUCAGCCCCAACUUCAGACAUGUCUUCAGUCAAGCGUUAAAGCUGAAGCCCCGUGUGAAUGGGUUAUCGGGGCCGCUUAGGUUGCCUCUAUGGAUGCGCCAAUGUCCUGACAUUUAAUCUUACCCAUCAGGUUAUGCUACCAGUUAAUAAUUAGAUGGUUUUGAGGUUGGGGUUAGGUAUUAGGUAGGUUAGGGAGAUAUUACAGCUUCAUAUCACACUACUCCACAUUAAAAUUUACACUGGUAGUGAAAUCUGCAUAUUGCGUCAUCAAAAUGUGCUGCCUACUUUUUGAAUUGGGGGUUAGGUCAAUCUGACAGGGUAGGCCAAAUCGACAGAACACCAGCCCUGUUCAUGUCCCUUCAAAGAUCAGAAUAACAUGAGAAUUUGAUGAUCAAUAUUUGUUUAUUGUUAAUGUCAACUUAGAAAAGUUCAACAGAAUAGCCUUUUGGGUUUUGUAAGAAAUGCAGAAUUCAGAAUCUAAUGCUGACUAUCAUGUGCCCUCUGUCAGUCCCUGCCCACUCUAGGUGGCGCUGAUGCUGUAAAACUGUUUACAACCGUCACUAAACCUCCAGAAGAAGAGCCAGCAGCAGUAGCAGUAGCUUCGGUGUGUUUCUGCUCAACAUUCUGCUCAUUAACAGAGUAAAACAGCAGAUAUUAAACUCAAACUGACUCUGGAUCUGUUCAGUAAACACGCAUCUACUGUCCAGCUGGAAAGAGCGCGAAUCCAGUCAGAAAGAGCGCGAAUAUUCCUGCCCUGCUGAAGGCGACGGACACUCUUUUCCUCUCAGCGCCAAAUAAGUGUGUUUAGUUAUUAAAUGAUGUCUUCAACACACACUGCUGUCAAGACUGAGUUUAUAAAAGAGGAGAGCGAAGAAGUGCGGAUUCCUGAGCCGUGUGGAGAUGAAGAAGAAGAAGCCUUAACCCUGAAGAAGGAAGAGCCGGAGGAACACACAGAUCAGAUCGAGGUGAAGGAGGAAGCUCAGAUGGAGGAAAGCGAAGAGCUGAGCGAUGACGAGGAUCUCGGGGAUUAUGAGCCGCCUCAGUUCUUGAGCUGCUCAAAGAUCGUGAGCAGAUUUUCACAACUACGAGUUCAGAAAGGAAAAGGCUUUUUCUUCUCCUGCCUCGAGUGCCAGAUGAGCUUCGAGACCAAGGAGCAUCUGAUGGAGCACUUCAGGGUCCACACUGGAGAAAGCUCCUCGCAGACGCACACCAGCACCGUGCAGAAACAGCCGAUGUUCUGCCAUCAGUGCUUCAGGAAGUUCUCCUGUAGGAAACAUCUGCUGGAGCACUACAGAAUACACAAGGUGGAGAAGCCGUUCUCCUGUGAGCAAUGCGGGAAGAGCUUCGCUUAUAAACAAAGCCUGAACAAUCACACCAAGCAGCACAGCGACUGCAGGCGCCACGUGUGCCAGGACUGCGGAGCGGGUUUCUCUAGUAAAGACAGUCUUACUGAUCACAUGAGGAUCCACGAGAUCAAGAAGCCGUUCCGCUGUGAUGAGUGCGGCAAGAGCUACACCUAUAAAUACAGCCUGAGGUACCAUCAGAAGGUCCACCGCCCCCCCAAGUCGUUUGUGUGCCAGCAGUGCGGACGCAGUUAUUCGGAUAAAGACAGUCUGACAGGACACAUGUGGAGCCACACCGGAGUCAAAGCGUUCCGCUGUCAGAGAUGCGGGAAAAGCUUCACAAUAAAGUCCAGUCUUGAUCAGCACAUGAAGAUCCACAGCGACCUCAAGCCCAUCUCCUGGUUCUCCUCAUAGAUCAGAGCUUCUCAAAUAUAUAUAUACACACACACAGAUGAAGUCUGAAUUAUUAACCCUCCUGUUAAAUUUGAAUUAUUUUAGAAUUUAUCCCCAAUUUCUGCUUAACAGAGAGAU
Molecule: messenger RNA, 2417 nt
Organism: Danio rerio (zebrafish)
Lineage: Eukaryota; Metazoa; Chordata; Actinopteri; Cypriniformes; Danionidae
Source: RefSeq, a predicted model, not a curated record